UUUUGAAAGCAGUAGUAUCACUCCAGUUAAAUGCUACUUGAAGUAAUUAUGAUUUCUUUAUCUUUCGUAGCUAAAUUAUGAAAAAAUGUGAAGAAAUGGAAGUUGCAAAUUAUACCCGGGUGACAGAAUUUGUCCUCACUGGCUUAUCCCAGGCACGAGAGGUUCAACUAGUCCUGUUUGUUUUAUUCCUCUCCUUCUACUUGUUCAUUCUUCCAGUAAAUAUUCUUAUUAUUUUCACUGUCAGGCUUGACUCCCAUCUGACCUCACCCAUGUAUUUCCUAUUGGCUAAUCUGGCCUUCCUGGACAUUUGGUACUCAUCCAUUACAGCCCCUAAAAUGCUCGUAGACUUCUUUGUGGAAAGGAAGAUCAUUUCCUUUGGUGGGUGCAUUGCACAGCUCUUCUUCUUGCAUUUUGUGGGGGCUUCAGAGAUGUUCCUCCUCACAGUGAUGGCCUUUGACCGCUACGCUGCCAUCUGCCGCCCUCUCCAUUAUGCUACGAUCAUGAAUCGGCGUCUCUGCUGUAUACUUGUGGCUGUCUCCUGGAUGGGGGGCUUCAUUCAUUCUAUAAUACAGGUGGCUCUCAUUGUUCGACUUCCCUUCUGUGGACCAAAUGAGCUAGACAAUUACUUCUGUGAUAUCACACAGGUUGUCCGCAUUGCUUGUGCCAAUACCUUUGCGGAGGAAUUAGUGAUGAUCUUUAGCAGUGGUCUUAUUUCUGUGGUGUGUUUUAUUGCUCUCCUCAUGUCUUAUGCCUUUCUCCUGGUCAUGCUCAAGAAACACUCGGGCUCAGGUGAGAGCACUAACCGGGCCAUGUCCACCUGCUACUCCCACAUCACUAUUGUGGUGCUCAUGUUUGGACCAUCCAUCUAUAUUUAUGCUCGCCCAUUUGACUCUUUUUCCCUAGAUAAAAUAGUGUCUGUGUUCCAUACUGUGAUAUUCCCUUUACUUAAUCCCAUCAUCUACACACUGCGAAACAAGGAAAUAAAAACAGCCAUGAGGAAGUUGGUCAGCAGAUAUAUUUUAUGUCAAGAAAAGUAAAAGGUAAGUGGCAUAUUCUGGAAUCUUUCUGAGGCUCUUGUCCUAAAGUAGGAAACAUUUGCUGCUGUCAC
Erinaceus europaeus (western European hedgehog) is the source of this 1108-nucleotide messenger RNA. Its product is annotated as olfactory receptor 734. Lineage: Eukaryota; Metazoa; Chordata; Mammalia; Eulipotyphla; Erinaceidae. The transcript has a single exon. Bases 78 to 1037 code for a protein of 319 amino acids. Gene Ontology annotation, molecular function: olfactory receptor activity; G protein-coupled receptor activity. Gene Ontology annotation, biological process: G protein-coupled receptor signaling pathway. Gene Ontology annotation, cellular component: membrane. The record is from RefSeq and is a predicted model, not a curated record.